GGGAUUGGGGGGUGGAGGGUUUGUGAGAGGAGGGAUUUAGGGGGAUUUGUGCUAGGAGGGGGAUGGGGGAAGAGGAUUUCACUGGCACUGGGGGUCAGUGGGAAGAUGGCCCUUACAUUGUUGGUUAGUGGGAAGAAUGUCCCUUACAUUGGUGGUAUCAGUGGGAAGAAUUCCCCUUACAUUGGUGGUUCUGGGAGAAUGUCCCUUACAUUGGUGGUCAGUCGUAAGAAUGUCCCGCUUACAUUGGUGGUCAGUCGGAAGAAUGUCCCUUACAUCUGGUGGUCCAGUGGGAAGAAUGUCCCUUACAUUGGUGAUCAGUGGGAAGAAUGUCACCUUACAUUGGUGAUCAGUGGGAAGAUUGUCCCUUACAUUCUUGAUCACGUGGGAAGAAUGUCCCUACAUUGUUGCCAGUGGAGGAAUUGCCCCGUAACUUGUGGCCAGUGGGGAAUGCCCCUUAUAUGUCCAGUGGGGGAAUGCCCCUUAUUGUUGGCCAGUGGGGGAAUGCCCCUAUAUUGGUUUGCCAGUGGUGGGGAUUGCCCCCCUUAUAUAUGGUGGCCGGGGUGG
Molecule: messenger RNA, 564 nt
Organism: Staurois parvus
Lineage: Eukaryota; Metazoa; Chordata; Amphibia; Anura; Ranidae
Source: the annotation of a GenBank genome assembly